This is a messenger RNA of Spodoptera littoralis (African cotton leafworm), 885 nucleotides long. The record is from the annotation of a GenBank genome assembly. Lineage: Eukaryota; Metazoa; Arthropoda; Insecta; Lepidoptera; Noctuidae.
AUGCUUGAUAUAAAGGUAAUGAGUGGUGAUUUCCCUCCAGUCUUCAAAAUGAAGGUGCUAGUAGUGUUGUGUAUUGUUAGCGCGGGUGUGGGAGUGUUGGGGUACCACAAGAGUGUGGGCAUCCCAGCCGCCACUGAGAUACGUCUGCGAGAGUCCAUGCGAGUAGCUGGAGGCUUACCUUCUUACCUUGAGGAACAUCCAUUUGUAGCGGGGUUAGUGAUCACGUUGACUACUGGUCAGACGUCAGUAUGUAGCGGCGCGCUGAUCAGUGACAGACGAGUACUGACCGCGGCUCAAUGCGCCUGGGACGGGGACCUGAAGGCCGACGAGAUCACCGUGGUGUUAGGCUCUAUAAGACUGUUCUCUGGCGGCACCCGACUCUCAGCAAUGUACACUCUACACCCGGACUACGAUCCUACAGCUACUGGCUUCAAGCGACUGCAACACGAUAUCGCUGUCUUAACGACAUCCAGAGUCUUCCUCAGCCAUUCCAUCAACAUCAUACCGCUCCCAAAGGGUAUGAAUGACACGUUCGUGGGAAGAAAAUCUGAAGUCAUCGGCUUCGGGAUGACCGGGGAGAACAACCCCAUAGUGAAUAAUCAAGCUCAGCGCGACGUGUACGUCCCAGUGAUCAGUAACGCAGCUUGCAACGAGUACUUCUGGUACUCACUCAGUGACGCACAGCUGUGUACCAACGGUACAGGCGGCCGUGGGCCCUGCGGCGGCGACGGUGGCGCCCCCCUCAUACUGCGCUACUACUCCGGAAAUACUGAUUUAUUGAUCGGGCUGGUUUCCUUCAGUCAUAUCAAGGGCUGCCAGUCGGGGAAUCCAACAGGCUAUACUCGUAUUACUUCGUACAUGAGCUGGAUCGAAACCUUCCUGUAG